AUGGAUUUCUUGGAAACCACAGAAGCCCAGAUUCUUGGUAUUGCUGUGGCAGUUGUUGCUGUUGGUGCUGCUGCUUUUUACUUGUUCUCCUCCAAGAAAUCUAAAGUCUGUUUAGAUCCCGAGAACUGGAAAAAAUUCAAACUUGUGAAGCGUGAUCAGCUUAGCCACAAUGUCGCAAAGUUCAGAUUUGAACUUCCAACACCCACUUCUGUAUUGGGGCUUCCCAUUGGACAACAUAUCAGCUGCAAGGGAACAGAUAGUCAAGGUGAAGAGGUCAUUAAGCCAUAUACUCCCACAACCUUGGAUUCUGAUGUUGGAUAUUUUGAACUAGUUAUAAAGAUGUAUCCUCAAGGACGGAUGUCUCACCAUUUCAGGGAAAUGCGCGUCGGUGAUUAUAUGGCUGUUAAAGGGCCUAAGGGUCGAUUUAGAUAUCAACCUGGACAAGUUAGAGCUUUUGGGAUGCUUGGUGGUGGCUCUGGCAUUACGCCGAUGUUUCAGGUUGCUAGAGCUAUCUUAGAGAACCCAAAUGACAAAACAGAGGUGUAUCUUAUAUAUGCUAAUGUUACAUAUGAGGAUAUCCUCUUGAAGGAAGAGUUGGAUGGUCUGGCUGCUAACUAUCCAGCUCGGUUUAAAGUCUACUAUGUGCUGAAUCAGCCUCCUGAAUCAUGGAAUGGUGGCGUCGGCUUUGUCUCAAAGGAAAUGAUUCAAGAACAUUGUCCUGCACCAGCAUCUGACAUUAAGAUACUGAGAUGUGGACCUCCACCUAUGAACAAGGCCAUGGCUGCUCAUCUUGAAGCUCUUGGAUAUACUCCUGAAAUGCAGUUCCAGUUUUAA
Molecule: messenger RNA, 834 nt
Organism: Oldenlandia corymbosa var. corymbosa
Lineage: Eukaryota; Viridiplantae; Streptophyta; Magnoliopsida; Gentianales; Rubiaceae
Source: the annotation of a GenBank genome assembly